UAUUCCUUACCAAUACUCAAUUUAAAGUUACAAUUCAAUUUAAUAUGAAUAAUCUUUUACAAAAUCUUAAAUGUGCUCUUAAUUGCUAAUGUUUUACUGUCUUGAAUCUGUGAUCACUGUUGAAUCACUGUUUCUGGGAUGCUGAGCUAGUUUCCACCAGUUUCAUGCUGUGGAUUCCCUGUCAUGGGCCUCAAGACCUCCUGGAAGACCACUUGAAUCCUAAAUCGACAACAUUUGCCGAUACACUGCUCUCAGAACAGAGGACCUACCAGCUGUCAUGAACAACAGAGAGCUAUGGUUUGCCAUCAUCCGGAGCAUUGCAACGCCAUAAGCGACGCAGAAUCUGCAAAGUAGUCAAGAUACCUGAGGGAGCAGACUGUGAGAACCACACCCAGUGUAUCAUAACUGCUGCUUAGAGCAUGGAGCUGGACCAAUCAGAGAUGAGCAUCUUGGGAUGCUCACCCAAUGGGAAAGGUCACAACCUAGGAGAUGACACAAAUGGUACUCAAAAUGUCAGGUUUGAUGAUCCUGAUGACAUCCUGGAGAAUGAGGAGUUUCUGCCCAACGGAGAUGGGAGGAAACCAAUGCGCUUCACAGAUUUUGAGGGAAAGACGUCUUUCGGCAUGUCUGUGUUCAACCUGGGGAAUGCUAUCAUGGGCAGUGGAAUUCUGGGACUGGCUUAUGCCAUGGCCAACACUGGCAUCCUCCUCUUCCUGUUUCUUCUGACUGCUGUGGCGGCUCUCUCCUCCUACUCCAUUCACCUGCUGCUCAAAUCCUCUGGCAUUGUGGGAAUCCGAGCCUAUGAACAGCUAGGCUACAGGGCCUUUGGCACCCCAGGCAAGAUGGCCGCCGGUAUUGCCAUCACUCUACAGAACAUUGGAGCCAUGUCCAGCUACCUGUACAUCGUCAAGUCUGAGUUCCCAUUGGUCAUCCAGGCCUUCAGUAGGGCGGACCCCACGUCUGAUUUGUGGUACCUGAAUGGGAACUACCUGGUGAUCAUGGUCUCCAUUAGCGUCAUCCUUCCUCUGGCCCUGAUGAAGCAGCUGGGCUACCUGGGCUAUACCAGCGGUUUCUCCCUUAGCUGCAUGGUCUUCUUCCUCAGUGCGGUGAUCUAUAAGAAGUUCCAGAUCCCCUGUCCGUUUGAGGAGUUCUCAGCAGCCAAUCACACAGUGUCUCACCUGAACGUCACUGAUAACCACGCUCUCCAUGAUAACAGUCUGGUACAGGAGGUGGAUGACUCCCACUGUGGUGCAAAAAUGUUCACCAUGAACUCUCAGACAGCGUACACCAUCCCCAUCCUGGCCUUUGCCUUUGUGUGCCAUCCUGAGGUCCUGCCUAUCUACACUGAGCUCCGCAACCCUUCUCAGAGGAGGAUGCAGCACGUCUCCAACCUCUCCAUCCUGGUGAUGUACACCAUGUACUUCCUGGCUGCUCUCUUCGGCUACCUGACCUUUUACGGUAAAACUGAACCAGAGCUGCUACACACAUACAGCAGGAUCGACCCUUAUGACACGCUGAUCCUGUGUGUGCGAUUGGCUGUCCUCACCGCUGUCACACUGACCGUCCCCAUCGUGCUCUUCCCAGUGCGCAGGGCCUUGAACCAGAUGUUUUUCUCCAGUAAAUCGUUUAACUGGGUUCGUCACGUGGCCAUUGCCAUUACCCUGCUCUCCUUAAUCAACAUGCUGGUCAUCUUCGCCCCCAACAUCCUGGGAAUCUUCGGCAUCAUCGGUGCCACAUCCGCCCCCUGUCUCAUCUUUAUCUUCCCUGCUGUCUUCUACAUCCGCAUCGUGCCUAAGGAGCAGGAGCCCAUGCUCUCCACCCCCAAGAUACUGGCUGCCUGUUUCGCUGGUCUGGGCGUCGCCUUCAUGACCAUGAGUUCGAGUUUCAUCAUCAUUGAUUGGACAACAGGGAGCAGCAACUCUGGCGGUGGCCACUAGAGCCCGCCCUCUGCUCUGUGCAUGCCGGGGUCAUCUGACAGAGGCUUUCAAGGGAUGCUUAGGCGUGUGUUUAGAACUGUUUUCAUGUAAUUGAUGCACUACCCCCUCUGUGGUAGAGCAAGGGUCAGAGGUUAGGGUUCAGCGAGGAUGGGGGUAGGGAGGGGGAGACAUAAUCAACCUGCCGGGUAAAACCAUGCUGAGCAUUUCAGUCUUCUUGAGACUAAAGACUCGGACAAAACAGUCUGUACUACUGUAAAGCAUUAGAGAAUUUAUUUGAACAAAAGGUUUCAUAAUCACUGUAUGUAGCCCUGCACAGAGGAGUGCUUUUAUAUGAAUCAUCAGGACUAAACAGGGUCUUUUUAAAAUCAUGAUGAUGAUGAUGAUGAUUAUUUAUCAGUGGGAUAGUGCAUCCAAGUCAAUCCAUAAUGGAAAAUCCAGUAGAAAGAAACUCAUGCUGGUUCCCCUCCCUCCCUCCCUCCCUCUAUCCUUCCAUCCUUAUUUAUCUCUUUCCAUCCACCGGUUUCUUUCUCCCUGACCCCUUUAUUCAUGUGAACUGCAGCUACUGUAGUGCUGUACAGAUGUACAUAUGGUGGAAUCUAUAUGUAAAGGAGGCAAAGGAAGCGCAUGACUACAUGAUAGGGAAGUGACUAUACAUUAUGUGUCAUAUGGUAUUUUUGUACUAUAGAAGAAAUGGUUACAUCUAUAGGUUAGGUGAGUGCUGUAAAACAUGCAGUCUGUGGUUCUCUUGGUAUUCCUGUCUAUCACUUUGUGCCAUCAGCACACACCUUAACCAUCAAAGUUUACCAGGCUUUUCCUAAUAUUCUAUUUGAGCGGGCACACACAGAUACAGUAUAUUUUCCCAUGUUUUCUCCCAGGAGUGCCGCUAGCCUGUGUUGUUUUAUGUGCCAAAACUAAGGGUGGAUGUGGUUGUUGGGCUUAGUUCAGGUUGAUGUCCCAUGAUGCAUUAUGUUAUUGAACUCUUCCUGUGUCCCUGGUACCUCAGAAAAUGGAAGAGUGGCUCAACCAACCACACAAAUAGCCUAUACAGUGAAAUAGUAACGUCUAUUUAUUUAACUAGCUAUAUCCAUGUUUGAAAAUUUCACAAGAUGCGCUAAUGCACUCAGAAUAGAGUAUUUAACUAUAUGAUCAGGUAUCUUGAUAUACUUUAUAGAUGGUAUGCAGAGUCUAUAGUGUAUUGUAUGAUAUUGCAUAUUGGAUGGUUUAGUUGAAAGUGCAGGAGGCGAGCUUGAGGGCACUGAGCUGAUUAAGAAGAAAAACAUAAACAGCCUUUUACAUUCAUGUUAGUUAGAUGAUAAACUGACAUCCUACAUAUAGUAUUGACUGAUUUUUAUGAUCAAUUGUGCUUUAAUCAAUUUAAGAUGAACAACUUAAACUUGCCUUUUUAACACUAAUAGCACAUAUUGAACUCAUACUUAUAUUUCUACAAUUAAUUUGUAAACACUUGUCUAAAUUCAGUACAGUUCAACUGUACCCUUUCAGUUACAAUGGGGGUUUAGCAUACUGUUUUUGGCAUGACAAAAUAUGGAGGAAACGUGUUUUGGUUAUGUGGUUGUGCCAUAAAGUCCGUCCAUGUUGUUGAACUAGUCUUUAUUGUAUUUUAACAUCUCUUUUCCACUUGUUUUGUGAUUGGUGGUUGAAGUUUUAGUGAAGGAAGCAGGAGUGUCACCUGUCCAGUCUGUCUGGUGAUUGGCUGAUGUAUUCAUUGAUUAAUUUAGCAUACUAAAUUAACUACUGUGAUAUUCUAGGCAUAGUAUGUUGAUAUCUGGACUCUAUUUCCAAAACGUGUGGCUAUAUGGCUGUAUCUCCUAAUGUAUCUGGUCUCUAAACGUGAGGUCUUGUGAUCAAGUACAGUUUUUAAAGCUUUGACGAUGAAGUUAACUGAGAUUGUUAGAUAAUUUGAUUCGAAAGCCCAAUGCCCCUAACGCAACAUUUGAUACUUUUUUUCAAAACAACACUGUGUCAUCGGUUCUCUCAAAAAACGGAGAUCGCAUUGUAAUAGCGUUGUAAUAACAUUGUUAUAACAUUGAUAAUUGUUAUAAAACCCAUAAUAUAGCUUCUUAAAUCCUGUUAUAGCUGAACCAGUGAAUGGACAUAACCUGUUAAAAACUAUUCAACCAAUGUAAAGGUUAGACUCACAAAAUGGUGGUUACUUUGUUAGUGGUGUUUACUUUGCUAAUCUCAAACGUAUAUUUUGUCAAGUCCUACGUAUGUAAGACAAUUGUUAUUUUUUAUUUUAUUAUUCUUAUACACUGCAGCCGAUGUUGCUUUCUCUUUUGUGCACAUUCAUUUAUUUUAAUUUAUAAUCAAGAUAAUAUUGUUGAGCUGUCUGUUUCUUUUACUCAACGGCUAAAAAGUUGUUGCAUGUAUCUGCCUCAACCCCAUAUUUCUCCUGGUCUUGCUGAGGCAGUGGUUGUGGUAUAAAGGAGGCAGCACAUUGCCAUAGACCAAGGACGGGCAACUCAACAGUGUCUGCUGGUUGUCUCUGCUCCCUGGUAUUUCAUUGAUCCAUAACGGUCACUGGUUUCUCCGGUCUCUAUCAGUCGCUGAGUUGAAGGAAUAAUACAACAAUAACCAGCAGACAUGAACUACUACCUACUGUUUCUCUCUGAGAGCCUUUGCUCUUCAACUUUAGAGCUUUGCUAUCACUAUUAUAACGUCUGGGGCAACAUUCUCAACAUGUGUCUCUUUCUCUUGUAUCCAAACCAAACUAUGCCAGCCAGUUAGCAUGUUGUUAUAGCUCGUUUUAACUUUGCAAUUUAUUUCUGAGGAAAUGACAGGACUAUGCGUGAAUAACAAGUUAUGUAUGAACUUUGGGCUUAUAAAGUGGCUUAUAUAAAUAAUGUAUAUAAAUGUAAACCCUUUAUAUUUGUGAUGCACAUCUAGCUUUUAUAGUGUAAAUAGCAGGGACAGUUUCAGUCUGACAAUAAAACAAAUGUAAAAGUUUUUA
Coregonus clupeaformis (lake whitefish) is the source of this 4905-nucleotide messenger RNA. RefSeq names its product sodium-coupled neutral amino acid transporter 3. Gene Ontology annotation, biological process: amino acid transmembrane transport; L-glutamine transport; asparagine transport. Gene Ontology annotation, molecular function: L-histidine transmembrane transporter activity; L-glutamine transmembrane transporter activity; L-asparagine transmembrane transporter activity. The coding region runs from base 420 to 1937 and encodes 505 amino acids. NCBI's taxonomy places the organism in Eukaryota, Metazoa, Chordata, Actinopteri, Salmoniformes, Salmonidae. The record is from RefSeq and is a predicted model, not a curated record. The transcript is spliced from 17 exons.